Molecule: messenger RNA, 516 nt
Organism: Bipolaris zeicola 26-R-13
Lineage: Eukaryota; Fungi; Ascomycota; Dothideomycetes; Pleosporales; Pleosporaceae
Exons: 3
Coding region: 1-516 (171 amino acids)
Source: RefSeq, a predicted model, not a curated record
AUGUUCCACGAACCUGUUCUUUUAUUGCAGAUUUCCAAGGAUGUUGUUUCAGGGGAGGGGUUGUCUCAGAGCAGCAGCUUGUAUCCCCAAGUUGCAGUCGGUAUGUGGAGAUCCGCCUUAGCUGUGGAGGAUGCAUCAGCGCCCUUAUUGUCGAGUAUAGUUUGGCGAUGCUUGAUAUGCCCCCUCGAAGAAUUUUUGCCAAGUGGGAGAUGCCGUUCGUUAUGCCCGAUGGAGUCGCAUCGGCACGAUCUUCGUACCAACUCAUCUGAUGCAUGUCGGCCAGACGGCCCCCUGAUAUUGCUAGGUAACAGUGGCUUGAAGCCGAGGAGUCGGUCCAACGGCUCAUCUGAUGCCCGCAUGAGAUCAUUCACAACAAGGCAGCGAUGCGCCACAUCUGGAUCUUGUGACGUUGUAAAAAGCAAAAAAGGACAUCAACGCCCAGGAAAGAAAAAGGGAGAACCCGAGAACGAGAGCGAAGAUGCCCCCUCGACAAACGUAGAGAUCCAGCACGUCUGA